Messenger RNA from Paramecium sonneborni, 1225 nucleotides. The record is from the annotation of a GenBank genome assembly. NCBI's taxonomy places the organism in Eukaryota, Ciliophora, Oligohymenophorea, Peniculida, Parameciidae.
AUGACAGAUGCUAUCGUUCAAUAAUAAACUAAAGAAUUCAGAUAAGAAAUUGAAAAAAGAUUUUCCAAAAGUCGACAAAAUCAUUAUUAUGUAUUUUAAAGAGAAUGCUAUGAUGAAUCUGAUGACGAUUCACUCAACUCUCUCAAAAAUAUAGAAAUCUAUAAUUUGUCUAAACACAUUAGAAAUAAAUCUAUUGAAACUGAACGAACAAUACCUAAAUCAAGCAAAACAUUAUUAAUACGUUUACUUAAACCUAAAAAAUAACCUUCAUUCAAUGAAAAUAAAUCUAAUAGUACAUCACUUUAUAAAUCAAGAUCAUAAAGCAAAAAUGCUACGAUAAGACUUCGCACUGAGUAUUAUGUUUAUUCUGAAUUAGAUGGUUCUGUAUUGAGAGAAUCCAAAAAUGUUAAUCUCAUUUCACCAAAAAUACCCAAAAGUCCAAAAUAUAUUCAAAUCGAUAACCUUAUUAAAUCCACUAAGUAUUAAUCCAUCAAUAAAAUCAAUAAUUAUUCCUUACUUAUAUGAUCAUUAUUUAUUAUUAAUAAAAAAUGUCUCAAAAAUUUAAGUCCCCUACUAUUAUUUCUAAAGUCCAUCCAAAAGUACUCUAUGGCACAUAAGAGUAUUUAAGAACACUUAUUAUAGUUUAAAUGCUAAAGUUAUCAAAGUAUUUAGUCCAUUUGAAUAUAUGCAUUAUAUUUAAAGAAGAUAAGAUUAUCAAAAUAAGUAAAAGGAACUCAUUGCCAAUCUUUAACUAAGCAAAGAAAAUUAUGAUAAAUUGACUUUCUCUGUUAAAUAAAUAGGAGUUACAGAUGAUGAAGGUAGAGUAGGUUCAUUAAGUUAAAGAAAAUAUCUUCUUAAAUCUAUGGAAUCAACAAGAAUUUAAAAAUCAGAAUCUAUUUAAAAUUCAUAAACAGAAAGAGUUUAAUAUCAAUUCAGGGCAAAAGCAUUACCAAGUAGCAGAAGAGAGAAAACUCGCAAAUCUAUUCUAUAAAGUGAUGCUAACUUUUUAACACUUCCAGAAAGAUUAGAAACAUAAACUGAGUUUAAGACUAGUGCUAUUGAUAAGAUAAUCAAAAGAUCAAGAUAAAAAAAGAGAUUUCCGAUAAGCCAACCAUAACCUCCUGAAGUUGCAUUCGCUUAACAAUAACAAAAUUAAAAAUAUCUGUCAUAUAGUAGAUAGUUAUAAGAAUUAAAAGGGACAUUGGAUUUCAAUAAAUUUUUAUGA